GGUGGACAAGUGAUUCAAAAGCAAUGACGAGGAGUCCUUCACCUUUGCCCGCAUGCUCAUCGCCUAGGAAGGACUGCUGUGUGGUGGAAGUUCAGGCAGCGCCAUGGCUGUGGCCGUGAAGGCUGCCCAGGAGCUGGAGAAAGGACAGCGCUGUGUGGUCAUCCUGCCUGACUCUGUGCGGAACUACAGGUCCAAGUUCCUGAGUGACAAAUGGAUGCUGUACAAGGGUUUCAUGAAGAAGGAGCUCUCCGUGAAGAGGCCUUGGUGGUGGCAUCUACGUGUUCAAGAGCUGAGCCUGUCAGCGCCACUGACUGUGCUGCCCACGGUCACCUGUGAGCACACCAGCAACAUUCUCCGGGAGAAGGGCUUCGACCAGGCGCCCGUGGUCAACGAGGCAGGGACCAUCUUAGGGAUGGUGACUCUUGGGAACAUGCUGUCAUCGCUGCUUGCUGGGAAGGUGCAGCCAUCAGAUGAAGUCUGCAAAGUUCUCUACAAGCAGUUCAAACCGAUCCACCUGUCCGGCACACUGGGCAGCCUCUCCCACAUCCUGGAGAUUGACCACUUCACCCUGGUGAUCCAUGAGCAGAUCCAAUACCACAGCAAUGGCCUGUCCAGCAAGUGGCAGAUGGUGUUUGGGGUUGUCACUGCCAUUGACCUGCUAAACUUCGUGGCAGCCCGUGAACAGAACCAGAAAUAGAACCCGAAAGUUGGGACUGGCUUCCAUCCUCCCUGCUGGGACCUCUUGGCUUUAGAGACACCGACCAGUCAUGCCCAAGUGCAACAGGCAGCACGAACAGGUGGCUGUUUAGACCAACUGCAGAGGUCCAGCCUCCCUCCUAACAUUCACCUUCCUAAAUAAAUCCUGAGCCUGAGUACCUUAAAAAAAAAA
Molecule: messenger RNA, 889 nt
Organism: Myodes glareolus (Bank vole)
Lineage: Eukaryota; Metazoa; Chordata; Mammalia; Rodentia; Cricetidae
Source: RefSeq, a predicted model, not a curated record